This is a messenger RNA of Kogia breviceps (pygmy sperm whale), 1794 nucleotides long. RefSeq names its product RNA binding motif protein 24 (gene RBM24). Gene Ontology annotation, biological process: mRNA stabilization; positive regulation of myotube differentiation; regulation of alternative mRNA splicing, via spliceosome. Gene Ontology annotation, cellular component: nucleus; cytosol. The record is from RefSeq and is a predicted model, not a curated record. Lineage: Eukaryota; Metazoa; Chordata; Mammalia; Artiodactyla; Physeteridae. Gene Ontology annotation, molecular function: mRNA 3'-UTR binding.
CCGGCCAGCGGGGGAAGGGAGCAGAGAGGGGGAGAGCCGUCCUCGCCACUUGUCUUCCAGCUUCCGCGGCGGGAGGGACAGAACCCGAGCCGAAGCCGCGCGGAGUCCCCCGCCCCGGGCCCCGCCGCCGCGCCCCCCGCCCGCCCACCUCCGCGCCCGGACGCUCUCACCGCCGACCCUCCCCGCGCCGCACCCGAGACACCUACCUAAUUUCUAGGGAAGAAAAAUCUACCUCUAAACGCACCCAGUUCUUCGCUUGAGGACCACCCUCCCUUUUCAGCUUUGGCCUCCCCGCCGGGUGAGUGGAAACCAUUUGCACAUCCUACAGAACCGGAGCCUAAGCCAGACGAUCCGGAGAAUUUGUACCGUGACCGGCAGGGGGGGCGGGAGGAGAGAGCGAAGUCAGGUCUCCGGGGCUGCUGGCGACUUCGGCAGCCGCGCGCCCCGCGCUCUCGGCCGACCCCGGCCGCUCGCCCCCGCCUCGCCGCCGCCCUCGCCCCCGGGCUCGCCCGCAGCCCUCGGCGGCCGCGCAAGAGUGCGGGAGACGCGGAGCCGGAGGAGGAGGCGCAGCCGCUGCCCCAGCCGCAGCCGCAGCCGCAGCCGCAGCCGGAGCCCGAGCCGCGGGGCGGGCGCGAAGAUGCACACGACCCAGAAGGACACGACGUACACCAAGAUCUUCGUCGGGGGGCUGCCCUAUCACACCACGGACGCCAGCCUGCGCAAGUACUUCGAGGUCUUCGGCGAGAUCGAGGAGGCGGUGGUCAUCACCGACCGGCAGACGGGCAAGUCCCGGGGCUAUGGAUUUGUCACCAUGGCUGACCGGGCUGCUGCCGAAAGAGCCUGCAAGGACCCCAACCCCAUCAUUGAUGGCCGGAAGGCCAAUGUGAAUCUGGCGUACUUGGGAGCAAAACCGAGGAUCAUGCAACCAGGUUUUGCCUUUGGUGUUCAACAGCUUCAUCCAGCCCUUAUACAAAGACCUUUUGGGAUACCUGCCCACUAUGUCUAUCCGCAGGCUUUUGUGCAGCCUGGAGUGGUCAUACCGCACGUGCAGCCGACCGCAGCGGCCGCCUCCACCGCACCUUACAUUGACUACACGGGAGCCGCGUACGCACAGUACUCGGCGGCCGCCGCUGCCGCCGCCGCCGCCGCCGCCUACGACCAGUACCCAUACGCAGCCUCCCCGGCUGCCGCGGGCUACGUCACGGCCGGGGGCUACGGCUACGCGGUGCAGCAGCCAAUCACCGCCGCCGCACCUGGGACCGCAGCCGCCGCCGCCGCCGCAGCUGCCGCCGCCGCUGCCUUUGGCCAGUAUCAGCCUCAGCAGCUGCAAACAGACCGGAUGCAAUAGGCCAGAACCUGAUCAAAGUCGAAUUGUUUCCUCUUUCCCUCCCGAUUUCCCAAUUUUCAGUAGUUAAUAAGAGUUAACAUUGACUUAACAGGUUAAAAAAAAAAAGCUAUGCUAUUGUGAAGCAGAAUUAUGAUUAUUUUUUUUAAUACUCCCGUAGUAGUUCUAGACGUGAAAGAGAUGAGAAUGAGGCGGGGGGUGGGGGGGAGUGGGCGCAGUUUUGGAAAUCAAUCCCAAAGAGCCUGAGUAAGUAAAAGGCCGCGACGAAACGGUGGCAGGAGGAACAAUGGAACUUCACUUUUAUAACGGGAUUUUUACUUUUGCUCUUUUUAUAGUAUCAGGGAAGCAAACUGCCUUUUACCAGUUAGAAAAUGCUAUUUGAAUCUAGUUGAACCAGGGAAUACAGAGUGAGCAAUAUGUAGCUUGAAUUACAUUUAAAAGCAGAUUUU